CCGACCCUAUCAAGCUUUGCGCUGGCUUCGACCAACGACGAGGUGCCCGCCGUCAAGGCCACUCAUUCACCGCACGAUUGCGAAAGGGAGCAUUGCAAAAGGCAUCAAUCCUACGAGUUUGAGCUGAGGCCGUAGCACCGCCGCAUAGUCCGUCACGACUCGCCACUCGUCAGAUCUUCAGACAUGACGUUCUUUCAAGGCGCGGAGCAAGCCGCACGCGUCCCAUUCUCUGGCGCUGCCCACUUGCUCCUUCCAGAGCUUAUAUUAACGCUCCUUGUCGCAUUCGACAUUCCUCGGGCCGCGAAGUUCGCUGGAUCCAUCGCACUCCUUAGCUAUAUCAUUCACACCUUCGCCACGACCACAAGCGGGGACAGUGUCGAUGAGUACACGAUCGGGAGCGCGGUCCUGGGCAACAUGUUCUUCACUGUCAUCUACCUCGUCUGGUCCAACGAUCCCAUGCGCGAUUUCCGGUACCUCCGCGACGAGGAUAAGUCUCCCCUGUCAUCCAGACCCAUUUGGUCGCGCUUAUACGCUGCGUUGAGCCUUAUAAGCAACAAUCGGAUGAUAGGUUGGAACGUCCAGGUAGCCAACGUCCCUCCUAUCAAGGGCACUCGGGCGCAAUUCCUCUUCCGCCGUGCUCGGCAGUUCAUCCUAGCCUAUGUGAUGGCCGAUGUCUUCGAUUGCAUCGUGCGUUUCAAUCGUCCCCUAUACGAAUCGACGCUCCCUGGCGGCACCCGGUUCCCGCUAGGCGUCAUCGGCCACCUCCAGAAGUCGUGGUGUAUGGUCAACUGGCUCCUUAUGACAUACUCCACCCUGAAAGUGUACUACGUGUUCGCGUCCAUUGUGACGGUCGCCUCGUACGCGAGCCAACCGGAGGACUGGCCCGACGUGUUUGGGAGCUGGAAGGACGCGUACACUGUUCGCCGUCUAUGGGGACGGGCCUGGCACCAAUUCCUCCGUCGCCACUUCAAGCAAUUCGGCUCGAUCGCAGUCGACACCCUCCGCAUUCCCCGCGGGACGUUUCUCUCCUCUCAAGUCCAGGUCCACGUCGCAUUUGCCGUUUCGGGCCUCUUGCACUCCUUCGGCGACCUCGCGAACGCCCGAGCCACACGCGCAGGCUCGUUCAUAUACUUCUUCCUGAACGGCCUCGCCAUCACGUUCGAGGACGUCGUCAUCAAGCUCGCCAAGUCGUUCGGCUUCACGGGCCUCACGACCGCGACGAGAUGGCUAGGCUACGCGUGGGUGGUCUUGUGGGUCGGCUUGUCGAUCCCGAUCUAUGUUGAUUGGAUGAAUGAAACCGGAGUGUGGGGCAAGGACACGGUACCUUACUCCCUGGUGAGGGAGGUGCUUCAUCCGUGGAUCAAAAGUACAUACUUAUUCGAACAGGCCUAGACCAACUGUCUCGGACUGUGGGUAAUUGUAAUCUCACCUCGUACUUGGAUACCACCAUUCCGUCUUGCUACACAAUUGGUCUCAUCAUACCGUCAAUAUGCCGCGCAGGGGCAUGAGCCUCGUGGGUGUUGGCUUACAGUCAUGGAAAUGCGAAAGGA
Dichomitus squalens LYAD-421 SS1 is the source of this 1550-nucleotide messenger RNA. RefSeq lists its product as uncharacterized. The record is from RefSeq and is a predicted model, not a curated record. NCBI's taxonomy places the organism in Eukaryota, Fungi, Basidiomycota, Agaricomycetes, Polyporales, Polyporaceae. The transcript has 6 exons. Gene Ontology annotation, biological process: lipid metabolic process. The coding region runs from base 184 to 1392 and encodes 402 amino acids.